UCCGCUGAGUCAGACACACACACACUCGCUACACCAAACCUUUGGAACUCGCAAAAUCCACACGACCGAACCCUUCAACCUCACCUGUCGACAACUCCGCGCUACCGUCUUGACCGCGCAUACCCCGUCAAGAUGAAGCUCAACAUUUCCUACCCGGCCAAUGGGUCGCAGAAGAUCGUCGACAUCGACGAUGAGCGCAAGCUCCGCCCCUUCAUGGAGAAGCGCAUGGGCUCCGAAGUUCUCGGUGACUCCCUCGGCGAUGAGUUCAAGGGUUACCUGUUCAAGAUCACCGGUGGUAACGACAAGCAAGGUUUCCCCAUGAAGCAGGGUGUCCUCCUCCCCACCCGUACCCGUCUCCUCCUUGCCGACGGCCACAGCUGCUACCGCCCUCGCCGCACUGGUGAGCGCAAGCGCAAGUCCGUCCGUGGUGCCAUCACCGGUCUGGACCUCUCCGUCCUCGCUCUCAGCAUCCUUAAGCAGGGUGAGCAGGAGCUCCCCGGCCUGACCGACACCGUCGUCCCCAAGCGCCUGGGUCCCAAGCGUGCCACCAAGAUCCGCAGCUUCUUCGGUCUUGACAAGAAGGACGAUGUCCGCAAGUUCGUCAUCCGCCGUACCGUCACCAAGGAGGGCAAGCAGGACUACACCAAGGCCCCCAAGAUCCAGCGUCUGGUUACUCCCCAGCGCCUGCAGCGCAAGCGUCACCGCAUUGCCAUCAAGCGCCGUGCCGCUGAGGCCGGCCGCGAGGCUGCCAACGACUACGCCAAGCUCCUGGCCAACCGUGUCCACGAGGAGAAGGCCAAGCGUGACGAGCUCCGCAAGCGGAGAGCUUCGUCUAUGCGGAAGUAAAUUUACACUACGGUGUAAUCUUUAAUUUCCGU
This is a messenger RNA of Penicillium odoratum, 878 nucleotides long. Its product is annotated as 40S ribosomal eS6 domain-containing protein. Gene Ontology annotation, biological process: translation. NCBI's taxonomy places the organism in Eukaryota, Fungi, Ascomycota, Eurotiomycetes, Eurotiales, Aspergillaceae. The record is from RefSeq and is a predicted model, not a curated record. The annotation marks the transcript as partial. Gene Ontology annotation, cellular component: ribosome. The transcript has 6 exons. Gene Ontology annotation, molecular function: structural constituent of ribosome.